UGUUUGUGUGUUCUGUGUGUUUAUGGAGUGCUCAGUUUAGUUUUGCAAUACUUGGUUUGUUUCAGUCCUGACAAAUUGUUUAUGUUUCGUUAGUCCAGUGAUGAGGACCUUCUUGGCCAUUGGCCUGACAGGGCUGCAUCAAACUCCUAGCUGUAUGUUCUCAUCUUUAAAUCUUUCAAUUAUCAUAUGAUUGGAAUUGUUUCUUUGCCAGCACUUUGCAUUUCUACCCAGACUGUGAAAGUAUCCAUUUUGCAUUUCCAGCAGCACCUUGGUCUGUGAUGGGUGCGUGGCUGGUUGUGUAGGAGGUUUGCAUCCUCUCUCAUUUCCCAGGAAUUUCUUGGUCACUUGACUGACCAGGCUGCAGCUGUUCCCUGUCAGAAGAUCAACUCAAAAUGGAUACCUCUGAAUCUUUCACAUGUGCUCCCAACCCUGAGAACAGGAAGCCUGACAAAUAGGAAAAUACUUCAAAGUGAAGAGAAAAUUCACUUCACAAGAACUCUGCUUUCAUUGGCUUUUAAAUGUUGUUUAACAACUGGUUAGUUUCAGAUCAUGUCUGUAGUCUCCUGUGGUGAAAUUACUAGGUUAAAGCUGGAAAAAAUGAAACAAUUAAAAAGAAAAAGAAAAAGCAAUUUUAGCGUUCAGGAAACUCAAACUCUCCUUAAGGAAAUCAGAAAAAGGAGAGAAGUACUCUUUUCAAAGCAACUUAAUACAACAAUUAAUGAGAUGAAAAGGAAAGCUUGGGAGGAAAUAGCAGAGUGUGUAAAUGCUGUAGGUGAAGGAGAGCAAAGAACAGGGACAGAAGUGAAAAGGCGAUACCUUGACUGGCGAGCACUCAUGAAGAGAAAACGUCUGAAUGCAAACAUCAAAGUAGUAGGUGCUGGCUUUCACCUUCCUUCAUCCAAUUUAGAUGACUCUCUCAAUGAAGACAUGGAUGAGAAAAUGGGAUUUGCAAUUGAAUCUAGUUUUGAAUGGCAGAAUAUCACUGACUUCAGAGAAGCCGGUGGAUCUUUAACAGAAAUCAAAGUAGAAGAGGAGGAUCCACAGAAUUUUGAAUUUCCUAUUGAGGAAGAAGAAGAAAUUUUAUCAUCAGUUCUGCCAGAUUCCAGAAAGGAAAACGACCUACCAGACUUCCCCCACAUCGAAGAGUUUGGAAAUCUGAGCUCUGUUCAAGCUAGGCUAGCCUAUGAAGAUUCCCACUUGCUUAUAAAUCUGGAGAAGCAGAAGGUGGAGCUGGAGAAGCAGCGACUGGACAUUGAAGCCGAAAGGCUGCAAGUGGAGAAGGAGCGCCUGCAAAUCGAAAAAGAGCGGUUGCGACACGUUGACUUGGAGCGUGAGAGACUUCAGAUUGAGAAAGAGCGACUUCAGAUCGAAUGGGAGAAGCUCAGGCUAGAGACCCUGCAUGCUGAAAAGCCUGCCCUGGAAAAUGACCUCGCCCAGACAGAAAAACCCAUCGUGCAACCUCUGGAUCUAGAAACUGAAAAGUUAAAACUUGAAAAAGAACGUUUGCAGUUAGAGAGGCUGCAGUUCCUAAAGUUUGAGUCAGAGAAGCUUCAGAUUGAGAAAGAACGCUUGCAAGUGGAGAAGGAGCGCCUUCGAAUUCAGAGAGAGGGUCACUUGCAGUGAACUUUUCGACUGAAGUAUCAAUGUUAGUGUUUUGAUGUUUGUAAAAUAGAGGUAGUUCUCUUCUUAACACUGAAACUCUCCUGGAGGCUUAACGUUCUUCUGUUCAGAGUUGAAUGCUGAUGUUAAACUGAAAAAAAAAAAGACAAUAGAAUGGUGCUCAGUCUGUCAGUGUGCCUACAUAAAUGAGCUUAUGUGUGAAAUUGCUUUUCAGUGUAUCAGAACUAAGUGUUAUGUUCUAUUGUCUUCAGUAUCAUGUUGUAUUAGUUUGUUGUCCUCCCCUGUACUAACAGUAAUGAAGGAUCAGAAUAAAUGGCCAUAUGUUGUGAGGGCCUGGUGCUGAUGAUAGCCCACACAGUAAGUAUAAGUUAGACAGAACACAGUAACACGGAAUCAUGAUGUGAUUGAUUCAUUAAACUUUAUUUCCCCUUUUUGUGUUUUUUCCACCCCUACAAUUGGAAAGAGUUCAAGAAUUAUUUAAAAGUGAAAGUACUGCAGUUGUGUGUACUUUUGUUCCAUGGCUUGAAUGGGAGAGCAGAAAAUAGUAUUGUUCCUUUUGUAUGAAGUAUUCCUACCAGAUAAAGGUACACAUCACCCGUACCUGCCGUAAGCUGGACUGUUGGUUGUACCAGGUCAUUAUGGAAUAACAUAGCACCUGUCUUAGUAUAGCAUAGGGAUGCACUGAUUGAUGGGGCAUGCUGCCUGAUGAGUCUGUGAUGACCCCCUGAAGUAAAUUCCUUGACCUGGUUUGUUCCUCGAAAGACAGCAGGUGGUGGUGGGUGUCUGGGGAACGGAGCUGCAGAGGCUCAGGGCAGGCUGAGGAGCACUGAGCCUGAACACGAGCGUUCUUCAUGUUACUUCUGCCUGGCCAGCACUGAGGUCGUGUCCAUGAGGCAGCCAGAAGAGGCCUCUGUGGCUGACACCAUACAGUAUGUUUUAAUUAGAUAAACAGAAAUGGUCAGUGCUGAAGGCUGUCAGUAUUUUUCAUAAGCAAUGUAUUCAUUUAAAUAAUAAACCACAUCAAGGGAGCUUUCUAUUAUUUCAUAUAUGUUUACAUCCCAACUGAGCCAGACUUUACGUUUUUCUUCUUUCUGCAAGUAACUAUCUUUUGCUGACUCCAUUUGAAACUUAGGACUAUGAAAAUACUAGAUCUGAAUAUAUGUUGAGUGACUUACAUGUAUUCUUGUGCAAGUAAAUAUAUUUAUACCACUA
This is a messenger RNA of Calidris pugnax (ruff), 2832 nucleotides long. RefSeq names its product Myb/SANT-like DNA-binding domain containing 4 with coiled-coils (gene MSANTD4). Bases 550 to 1623 code for a protein of 357 amino acids. The transcript has 4 exons. The record is from RefSeq and is a predicted model, not a curated record. NCBI's taxonomy places the organism in Eukaryota, Metazoa, Chordata, Aves, Charadriiformes, Scolopacidae.